Staurois parvus is the source of this 541-nucleotide messenger RNA. Lineage: Eukaryota; Metazoa; Chordata; Amphibia; Anura; Ranidae. The record is from the annotation of a GenBank genome assembly.
UGGGACACCCCUCCAAAUCAUUGGAUUCAGGUGUUCCAAUCACCUCCAUGGCCACAGGUGUAUAAAAUCAAGCACCUAGGCAUGCAGACUGCUUCUACAAACAUUUGUGAAAGAAUGGGUCCCUUUCAGGAGCUCAGUGAAUUCAAGUGUGGUACCAUCAUAGGUUGUUGCCUGUGCAAUAAGUUGAUCUGUGACAUUUCCUUGCUACUAAAUAUUCCACGGUCAACUGUUGGUGGUAUUAUAACAAAGUGGAAGCAACUGGGAACAACAGCAACUCAGCCACCAAGUGGUAGGCCACGUAAAAUGACAGAGCGGGGGUCAGUGCAUGCUGAACCGCACAGUGCUUAGAAGUCGCCAACUGUCUGCAGAGUCAAUAGCUAAAAACCUCCAAACUUCAUGUGACCUUCAGAUUAGCACAACAACAGUGCAUAGAGAGCUUCAUGGAAUGGGUUUCCAUAGCCGAGCAACUGCAUCCAAGCCUUACAUCACCAAGUGCAAUGCAAAGCGUCGGAUACAGUGGUGUAAAGCACGCCACCACUGG